AUGACGAGCUCUCUAGGCGAAGCAGGAUCUGGCAAGGGACUCUGUGAAAAAGGCGAGGGCGGAAGUAUUGCAGGGCAAGACAAAGAACAGCUGAAAGCAUGGUACGUAGGGGCCAUCGAUCAGGGAACAACCAGUACUCGUUUCAUCAUUUUUGACUGUAUGGGCAAACCGAUCGCUUCCCAUCAGAUCGAGUUCAAGCAGAAUUAUCCACAACCAGGGUGGAUUGACCAUGAUCCAGUUGAAAUCUUUGAGACAGUCAAGACCUGCAUCGAAGAAGCUACUGCCUCCUUCACAAAGCAGGGGUUUUCAAUCUCGGAUAUCAAAGCUAUUGGCCUUACCACGCAACGUGAGACAACUGUGCUCUGGGACAAGGAUACAGGUGAGGUUCUUUGCAACGCCAUAGCAUGGCCGGAUACUCGUACGCAGUCGAUCGUGCGAGAGCUCAAGGAAAGAGCAGGUGCAAAUGAUUUGCAAGGCAUCUGCGGGUUGCCUCUUUCAACAUACCCAUCAUCAUUGAAACUGACUUGGAUGCUUCGAAACGUACCAAACGUUCAAAGAGCGUAUUCUCAAAGGCGGCUUAUGUUUGGAACAAUCGAUACUUGGCUCUUGUACAAUCUCAACGGAAAGGAGAAACAAGUACAUGUUACCGAUGUGACUAACGCGUCGAGGACGAUGUUCGUCAACCUCAAGACUUUGCAGUAUGAUCAAAGCGUCUUAGACUUCUUCGAGAUCGACCGUGAGAAGAUCACUUUACCAAGUAUUGUUCCAUCCUCAGAUCGCCAUACAUUUGGCAAAGUUGCUUUUGGUCCACUGAAAGGUGUCGCUAUCACUGGCUGUUUGGGAGACCAAUCUGCUGCUCUGGUGGGACAGCUCGGCUUCUCCCCAGGCCAAGCCAAGAAUACUUAUGGCACCGGCUGUUUCCUCUUAUAUAAUGUAGGUGAGGAGCCUGUCUUCUCGCAACAUGGCCUUCUUGCCACAGUGGCUUAUCAAUUUGGAACGAAUGGUAAGCCCAUAUAUGCGCUCGAAGGUUCUAUCGCCGUCGGCGGCAGUGCUGUCAAGUUCCUGCAGAACAAUCUUGGUUUCAUUGACUCCUCCCAUGACAUCAGCGAUCUUGCUGCGUCGGUCGAUGACAAUGGUGGCUGUGUCUUUGUCACUGCUUUCAGUGGUUUAUUUGCUCCGUACUGGAUUGAUGAUGCACAAGGAACGAUCUUCGGCUUGACGCAGCACACUGAAAAGGGCCACAUUGCUCGAGCGACUCUGGAAGCAACGUGUUAUCAGACCAAAGCGAUCCUUGAUGCAAUGGAAAAGGACAGCGGACGCAAACUCACAGUCCUCGCUGUUGACGGUGGCAUGAGUAAUUCAAAUUUGUGCAUGCAGACGCAAGCCAAUGUUAUUGGGAUCCCUGUUGAUAGGCCCAGUGUGCGGGAGACUACUUCUCUUGGAGCAGCCAUUGCGGCCGGCUUUGCUGUAGAUAUCUGGAAGGAGUUCGCGGAACUUAAGGAGAUCAAUCGAGAAGAUCGUACCACAUUCGCCCCACAAGUCCCGAAGACCCAACAACAGAAAAUGUACCGGAGGUGGGAGCGGGCAGUCCAAAUGUCAAAGGGCUGGCUUGCCGACAACAAGGCCUCCUGA
Bacidia gigantensis is the source of this 1632-nucleotide messenger RNA. RefSeq lists its product as uncharacterized. Bases 1 to 1632 code for a protein of 543 amino acids. Gene Ontology annotation, biological process: glycerol-3-phosphate biosynthetic process; glycerol metabolic process; triglyceride metabolic process. NCBI's taxonomy places the organism in Eukaryota, Fungi, Ascomycota, Lecanoromycetes, Lecanorales, Ramalinaceae. Gene Ontology annotation, cellular component: mitochondrion. The transcript is spliced from 3 exons. Gene Ontology annotation, molecular function: glycerol kinase activity. The record is from RefSeq and is a predicted model, not a curated record.